Alligator mississippiensis (American alligator) is the source of this 7609-nucleotide messenger RNA. It is a transcript of the gene DKK2, whose product is annotated as dickkopf WNT signaling pathway inhibitor 2. The transcript has 4 exons. The record is from RefSeq and is a predicted model, not a curated record. Gene Ontology annotation, molecular function: co-receptor binding; receptor antagonist activity. NCBI's taxonomy places the organism in Eukaryota, Metazoa, Chordata, Crocodylia, Alligatoridae. Gene Ontology annotation, biological process: multicellular organism development; negative regulation of canonical Wnt signaling pathway. Gene Ontology annotation, cellular component: extracellular region. The coding region runs from base 791 to 1600 and encodes 269 amino acids.
AGAGCAGGCAAGAGACUGUCAGAGAGCAGUGUGUGUAUGUGUGUGUGUGCGCGCGUGCGAGUGGGUGUGUAGAUCUGUGCUAAAGAACACUGUGAGAUUGCCUAGAUGUCUAUCUGUCUGUUCCAGCCUGUGUGAUCCUGACUCCAGAUAUAGAGCUGAACGCCUGGAGCCCCUCACCCCAGCACCAACUAGUUUGGAGGAGGAGAAGGCGAACGUGUUCUUUCACAAACACUGGCUACAGAGGCUGAGGCUUAAGAAAGAAAAAAGAAGGAGGGGAAUAAAAAGUAGAGAGAGAGAGAGAAACACAACUAAGCCCAGCCCUUGUCGGUGCUGCCUGGAUUGGAUCUGGUUUGAGUUUUCUCCCUGCUGACUUGUGUAGCAAGAGAGGAGUGGAGGGAAAUAAGUAACUGACUCUUCCUCUGAAGCUUAAGCAAACCUGCUGGGUGAUUCCACUAGUGGGAAGCUUCCCUGGGUGCAGUUGCUUCAUAGUUUAUUGCUCCCAGUCACUAAAGAAUUUCCUGCACUUCUCAAGAAUCUGAAGGAAAAAGCCAUCACUUCACAUGAUCUGAUAGUUGCUUGUUGCCUAGAGACUUUAUACCAUUUUUUCAGGGGAUUCGUUUUUCCUGGUCUCUCCUACCACAGCAGUUUCUUGAGCGUGUGGCAUUGAAAUCUAUUGAAUUGUUUUGUUAACAACUGUAGGAUAAACAUUUUUUUUUCCUUUUUUUUAUCUUGUUGCUUUAUUUUGUUUGAUUUUUUUAUUUUAAAAAAUCCCUUUUUGGGGUGGGGGGAGAUGAUCGUGCUGAUGUGGAAUAAGUGCUCCUGCUGUCUCCUCUUACUAGCCGCGGUCCUGAUGGUGGAGAGCUCCCAGCUAGACAGCUCCAGCUCUAAGGUGAACUCCAUCAAAUCCACCCUGAUGGGGGAGGCUCCAACACAGGCAACCAACAGAUCUGCAGGCAUCCACCGGGGACUGACACUUGGUAGCACUAAGAAAGGAAAAAUCCUAGAGCAGAUGGGAAAACCUCCAAAGCACUAUCACCGGCAAGGAGAGGUCUACCCUUGCACCAAUGAUAAAGAAUGUGAAGUUGGGAGAUACUGCCAUAGUCCUCAUCAAGCUACUUCUGCCUGUUUGAUCUGCAGGAGGAAAAAGAAACGUUGCCACAGAGAUGGCAUGUGCUGCCCUGGGAACCGCUGUAAUAAUGGUAUUUGCAUACCAGUUACGGAAAGCAUCCUAACUCCUCACAUCCCUGCUCUGGAAGGGCCACACAACAAGAAAAAUGGCCAUUAUUCUAGCAAGGACUUUGAAUGGCAGAAUCUGGGAAGGCCGCAGUCUAAGCUUUCACACCUAAAAGGACAUGAAGGGGACCCCUGCUUACGCUCAUCUGACUGCAUUGAGGGGCACUGCUGUGCUCGCCAUUUCUGGACCAAAAUUUGCAAACCUGUGUUACAGCAGGGGGAGGUAUGCACCAAGCAACGCAAGAAGGGCUCCCACAGCCUGGAGAUUUUCCAGCGAUGUGACUGUGAUAAAGGGCUCUCUUGCAAAGUAUGGAAAGAUGCCACCUCUUCUUCUAAAUCAAGACUUCACGUGUGUCAGAAUAUCUGAACGAGGAUUGGGAAAAUAUUACUAACAGACUGUGAAUCUGUGUAUUUAAUGCAUUACAGCCUGGUGGGAAAUGAAGAUUGUAAAUAAAAACAGAAUGGCUAAAGUAACAAUUGUGGUAGGAAUAGAAAUCACCCCAAACUGCACUUGUUUUGAGUUGGUGGUAAAUGUGAUAGCAGCUGGAGUUUUCCAUUGUGCAACUUUUUUUGUGUAAAUAAUGACGACAGUUUGUGGGAAAUGCUAUUAUACAAGCACAAUGGAAAUUAUUGACAUUUGCAAUGCUGCAUGGUCCCAUGCCUUUUGAAGGGUUCCUAACACACCAACUCAGUGUUAGGAAUGGGGUAAGUGUCCUCCACGGUAAUGACUGCUAAAUAAAUUUUAUGCAUAUUCCAACAGAAACCAGUGAUUUACAGAAAGACUUGUCUGUCAACUCAUUAUGGGCUACUAAAAUCAUAGCGAUAAGCUGCAGCUGUAAGAGAUGAUAAUAAUAGUUACUGUGAAUGUCCAUACACCUUGCUGUUCAGGGCUGUCUUCUGACAGAAGGAAAGUACUCCUACAGGGCAAGAGUGCUGGAUUUUGCAGGCUCCUGUGCAAAUGGCAAAAUCUCAUCAUGUAGGAUUUCAAGGCAGCACAAGAAGUGGCAGUUCCUCUAAUCAGAGGCAUUUAAACAGGGUUUUGUUUAAUAUAUAUAUGCCUAUCUAUAUAAACUGAAAUGCUUUAUUCAGUUCAUCUUCAUUUACCAUAAUUAGUCAUUUGUAUUUGUCUUGGUUUACUGCUAGCAUACUUUGGGCUGAACACUUAAAGCAUAUAUAUAUACUUGACGAGUCCAGAGUAAUAUGAGUUCAUUUUCUCAUUAGUCUUAGUAAAUAUUAUUUUUCUUGCCAGAAUUCUUACAUUAUGGAUAAAUUCAUAAAGCUGGUCAUUUUUUUCCAUCUUUUUUUUUUUGGAAAGUUACAAGCAUCUGUGUGUGGAGAGUUAUAGCAAACUUUGCUUUUCAAGCUCUGUUGCAAUGAAUUGCAAAAACAUUUUUGUAAUGAUAAUAGAUUUUUCCAGCACCUGCUGUUAUUUGACUGGAUUGCUACUAAGUCAAAGUUUUUAUGCUAUACUAGUAGAAAUAAGUUUUUAUCAUAAGUCUGUUUCAUCUUUGGUUUGGAGAUGCUAGAAUGGAUUUCCUUUGUAUGGACAGCAAAAGCAACAACAACAAAAAAGAGUUGGCUUUUGCAAGUAUUUCAUCAGCUCUCCAUCAUAAAGGUAUAUUGACACGUGACAUGCUGAGAACCAUCAUGGGAUUUGACACAACAACUGAGACUGAAACAAGAACAAAUUCUGGUCGAAUGCACGCUAUGGGUUUGAAUACUGGCACAACUAAAGGAAUCAUACUGAUUGUGUUGGCUAAAGGAAUCUGCUGACUUCUCUACUGUGUUCAUGAACUAGCUAAAAGAUAUCCUCAACCCUCUGAUGUUUAAUCAUUUCACCUCCUCUUGUGUUACUCAUAUAUUUGCAAGAGCGAUAAUGUAAGUAAACAUAACUAAAGAUUGGGGUUCCUAUUUCAGAAUCUGAUUAUAUAAUUAACCUACUGAAAUGUCUAUUUCUACAUUUUGUAAAGCAAUGUCUCUCUGCUUUUGUUAAUGUUUCAUUCAAUUUGGGUACACCAGUAGGUAGUUGAAUCAUAAAACCAACUUUGGGAUUUGUUUCUAUCUUUAAGGUACCUUUCUGCUCCCCUUUAUAUCUCUACAUUGGUGGUUAAUUUAAAAAUAGUGGUUCAUUUACUCCUGACACAGGGUGGUGUCAAUUUAACACUUUUUAAGUGACAUUAAAAUGCAGGCAGAUGCACUUUGAGCAAUUGAGCACAUUAAGUACCCUCCUGAUGUUGCAAAGUUGUUCGUUUUCAGGCAAGGUCUAUCUCCUAACAGCACUAACUUUAGUAGGUCACUGUAUUCCAAGGAUUUGCAACCGUUGCAAGUGAACCUGUGACACCACCCUAACAUAUAUUCACUUUAAUACAUUACAACAUUCCAGUGAUUGGCAACCAUUGCAAGUGCACUUGUAACAAGGCCUUUACCAGAGAUCAAAUCUGAAUUACACUUCCUGUACCGCUGAUAAGGACUUAAACUCCAACAUAUAUCAGAUUAAGAAAAUUGAUUUAUUAGGAUAUUUUAAAAUUUUCCAGUCAAUAUUUUUAUUGAUCUUAAAGGAAUUGUCUCUAGAGAAAGAUUCUUGUAUUCCCCCAAAAGUGAAGGUCUGAUUCUGCUCUCACUGCCACUAGUUCUACAUUUUAUAUAUUUACUUCUCUGCACUGCAAGAGAAAACAGAAAUUAGGCCAGAAAAUUACAUAAUUUGGACCUAGAUUCAAAAUAUAGAGGUACAAUUCUUUGACCAUUACUUAGAUUGAAGCAUCGCAUACACAAAAAUAGUCUUAUUGAUGACUAUGGUGAGGCUACUGGAAUGUAUAAGUGUUAUUACUCAGUGUCAGUAAGUGAUUGUAGUAUUGGGUGCCAGCGCUGGUUUUUACAUGUUUCCAUUUACCCCUCACAAUUUUACUAUUUGGAAUAAUUUAUUUACCGGAAAUGUUUAAUAAGAUGUAUUUUCUAAUAGAAAUAUUUCUUACAUAAGGCUUUGUAGCAGAAUAUAUUUGCAGCCUAUUGACUUUGUAAUUUAGAAAAAAAAUGUAUAAUAAGAUUAAGUAUAUUAAAUAUCAUGGUUUUUCCCCAAAUAUUCUAUCCAUGUUCCUUGCCGGCUGUUUAAGAGUAGGUUUUUUUAAAGAGAGAUGCAUUGAGACACGUGCUCAGCAUUGCAAACCCUGAAUAUUUGAAAAUCAUGAGUUAGGUUCCCACAGAUUAUAAGGCUGAUUUAAAAAAAAAAUCAAAAUAAAGCUUUUAAAGUAAGACGUCUGAGGAUUUUGGCCUUCUAGUUUUUGAGUUUUAAGGUGCAUUUGGUUCAGGGUUUCAAGCUUUUUUGGCAAGCACAAGGUGUAAGGCCAUCAUUUUUUUUUAAAUUAAACCUGGAGUUUUCAUGCAACCUCUUGAUUCCAGCAGCUGGAAACAAACCUCUAAAUAUAAUAACACUUGGAAACAGUUUUUUCUGUAUCGUCUGAUACCUAAGUCAAUAAAAGUUUUGCUUUUCACUUUAAUGCACAGAUCUAAACCUCCCAUAUUUAGCUGAUCAUGAAAUAAACAUCAGGCUUCUACUUUUGAAUUCAUUGAAUAUUUAUUUUUACAUUCGGUGAAAUUUAUACUAGUUAGUCUCUCAAAUAUCUUUGGUGUCAUUUACUAUAAAACUAAUUUAUAUAUGAACUGUGUAACUUUUCUACAUGUAUAUCAAAUUGAGAAUAAAACAAAAGACCAGACACUCAGUAUACAUUGACCUGUGAAGCAAGACAAUGCAGAUGAUAAAUAGCCAGGCUAUAUUGUCCUCAAAGUGCAUCACACUAAUAUUAGUUACAUCACGUAAAUUCAGGUUAUCAGAUAUGUAGUUACAAAAGUGUGAAAAGAAAGAUAAGUACCUAACAUAAAGAAACACUAACUAUGACGCAGUGGAAUAUAUUUCCACUUAAGUUUUACUAAUAAUCUGCUAAAUGUUGGUCUUGGUGGAAUCCAUGCAGAGCUGGUAUAUCAAAGGCAGUACCUGUGAACAUUUUUUUCAAGUUAUGGGCAACUAGUCAUUUCUACCGUGCCUACAGCUUUUUGAAUUUGUCAUUUGAAAGCAUUUGUUUGAAUGAAUUUUUACAUAAAAGUUUGUAGAAUGCAAUCAUAAUGGUAUAAAACCAAGUGGUUUUGGUAUCCUCAUUUGCUAUUUGUUGUUCAUUAUUUAGGCCCUAACCAUUCUAUUAUUUAGAAAAAUUCCUGUCUUAAUUUUAAGUUGUGAGCACCUGCACCUCCCCUUAUCCUUAGUGGGGAUUUGGAUUGCUCAGCACCUUUGAAAAUAAAACUAAUCCUGUAGUCAAGCAGCAGAAGUAGUUGACAGAGUCAAACACACACACACACACACACACACACACACACUACAAAUAAUGACUAGAUUUUAGUCUUGCUUCUUUUGACCCUUUCAGUCCUCUUUGUUUUCUCCCUUCCUUCCUUGUACCUCAUCACAACUGCAUGGCCCACAAAAUUGUUUCUUUCUGGUAUUCAAUAUUCUUUGAGGAAAACCUGGAAAAGGAGAUUUACUAGCAAAAAAAAAAAAAAAAAAGUCAUUUUUCAUCAAUAGAAGAAGUUUCAGUUCAUUACCAGGAAAAACUCAUGAAACAGAAACUCCAAGCUAUGUCCAAAGGUUGGCUGAUCUGGGGAGACCUCUGCAAUGAAGUGGCAGCAGACUUUUGCUGGCACACUAUCAGACACUCCCUGCCACACACACACACCUCCAAAUCGGAAGUACAGUAUUGAAAACACACCAGGGUCAUCCCAACUGCUUUCAAGCACCCUGGAGACUCAGAUCUUGAGAGUGGCUACAGAAGCAUGUUCGAGAGAGCCUCAGUAGUAUAUUUCAGGAUUUGAAGAGUAGCUUUUGAAUUGGGUGGGUAGUGUCUUCCUGGGGCAUCCAGCUGGAACUUACCAUAGGCAUCAUUUAGACAUACUCUUUGAUGCUUACAGAUCUUCUGAAUAUAAGCACCUUGUCUAUAGUACACAGUUGUGUCCCAGUAUAGGUAAAAUGGCACAAUCCCAACCCCAUUCCAGGCCACUGUGGAUGCAGUUAUAUUGCUUAAAAUCUUUAUGGUGGUAUAACUCCAGGCAGAUAUCAUUUCAGCUAUACUAGGGCUUUACUGUUAACACUAUUUUGUAUUAAAAUAUAAAGAAAUUAAAUAAUCACACCUCUAAUCAAAAUAAUUCUACUGGUAAAACCUUCUAGGGUGAGCAGGCUGAAGAGAAGCAGUGUUGUCUUUCUAAGUUUCCAGACAGACAGGCUGAAAUAAAAGCUCCAAGAGAGACAUGAACUGUCCUGUUUAAUUCAGAGUGUGUUAAUGCCAAAAAGCAAAUGUCAGGAUUUUAAAUGCCAGUGUGAACUAUUGUACUGAUCUGAUUAGCAGAACUGUUCGGUCGAUGGACCUUCUUUAUUGUAGUUUAAUACAGUGAUGGAUACAAGACUGUAUUUAAAAAGUCCAUUGCUAAAAACAGCACCUCCAGAUAAAUGACGUGGCCUGUCUCCAUACCUACCUUGGGUUUUUCAUCAAGAGUUUUCCCUUCUUUCUAUUAAAGGCCAGUUCCCCAUGCUACUGAAUAACAGCGCCUUGCCUUUCAUUUUCCCUUUCCCAUCUCAGUACUCUACCACUGUGCUGUAUCACUACUCAAGACAGCACAGUAGAAGAAAGGCAUACCAAGUGGCUGAAGGGAGGAGAGAAGCAAAGAGCUAACCAAGUGUGUGCGGUAUGGAAGACGUAGGCUUUACAAUUUAAACUCCCUGCCCCAAAUCCUAAGAUUAGGGGGAAGAGUGGGGAAGGGAGCUACUAAUGUGAUAACCCAAUCUUACCUCCACUCCUCCAUGGCAUAGGGAAAGCUAAAAGGGCUGGUAGGACAGAAAGGGCACAAUGAGCGUUAGGAUGGGAUUUGUAAAAACAAAGAGUUCCAUCCCUGCAAAAUUGCCACAUAGGCUUUGCUCCAUGCCAAUGUGUACCAUAUAUGCCUUCCCUCCUUAGCCAAACUCUAGUGUUUUCAGAGAUUUUGGUUGUUGUCAAAACCCUUCAGAAAUCCAGCGUGGGCCAUGUAACCUAAGACCACAGCUCUCAGGUGACCUAGGAUUCCCAGUCUACUUCCAUCCACUGAAAGAUAGCUGAGAGGGAAGGAAGAGAAGAAAGCAGGAGGUUUUUGCUGUGCUGCAGAAUUCCCUCUGAUCCCAGAGCUAUUAUUUUGAGUACCGCUGCUGUCACUGACUCUGAUGGAUCUGCAGCCUAAAACCGAGCUCACGGAAUACUUGUUUGUUCUGGCAGUUUUUUGUUAUUUUUGGAGCUGCUAUUGUUAUUGCACAAAUGUCAAUUACUUAUUUACAAAUGUCUGUUAUGAAUAAAGUCUGCUUUAUAUGGUA